AAACAACAAUAACAACAGUUGUCAACAAUAAACUAACUUAGGACUUCAUAAUUAAAAACACUGUCAAAACUGUUUUAAAACCUGUAUUAACUGGUGUAAUAAUCAAUUGAUAACAGUUUUCCAAUAUUGAGAAAGUUUAAGCAGAUAACAAUAAAAAGGGGUGACUGGCAAGUCUUAGUACAGUAAAAGCUGAGCCUGCCUAAUGUGUCUAUUUUAUAGUUCUUGUGGGUUUUUUAGUUUUAUGCUUCCAAAUUUUGUUAUUACUGUACUGUAACUGUAAAUUUUACAUGACCAGCAACAUUAAUGGCCCUUGUUGCCUGUUUACAAUUCUUAAUAAAAAUUCCUGUCCUCACGUAAAAACUCACUUAUAUUAUUACCAUUUUUGUCUGAACCAUAGUCAACUUUAGUCUUCUUAAAAUUCCAUAUUAAGCUUUUGAACUGUCUUUAACUCAACUUUCUAAGUAAUGCCAACUUUUUAAUCUAUUUAUGUAUAAAAUAACUAUAUGAUAAUAUCAGAGAGCAGUAGAGCAUUUGUACUUUAAAAUUAUAGCUUUACUGAUUGCAAAAUGGCAGAAGACAUUGAUAUUGAUAUAGAAGAGCACGACCUCUUAAAAAAUCCAGCAAUACAAAGAAUUUUCCCAGAUCUAUCUGUGCUGAAGCAAGAAAUUAUGGACUUUGAUCAAGGUUUUCCAGAGGAACCAGAAAAUUUCAAGGAAACUUAUAACAAUAUUUUAUUUGAUAAAUUUAACAACACUACUGGGAAUGUAGCUGCCUUGGGCUCAAAAGCGCAAUCAAAUGUUGCAAAUAAUUUUCAAACUAAAAUUAUACUUGGAUCCAAACCACACAAACCAAAAAACGAAUUUAAAUUUUAUUUAAAAAAAGAUGUCAAGGUUAUAUUACAAAAUAUAGCACCUUAUUUAACAAGAACAAUGAGGUUUUGUGAUGUUUGUUUAACACUAUUUCCUCACAAAGGGUCUCUAAAUGAUCACAAACUAACUGCGCAUCCAUCCCUGCAUCAUAGCUCUAAAGAAGAUAUUCCUGUAAGCGAGAAUAAAAAAGGAUAUAAAUGUGUUCUAUGUGACGUGAGGUUUACUACGCAAGGUAGCCUGAGAAGACACAAUAAAAAUGUUCAUAAUAUCAAUCAAAGAAACAAAGAAGAAACAAUUAACAGCCUGAUUAACGAACAUAAUGCUAUGGACAAAACUUAUGAUCUCCAAACACAUCAUAUCAGUAACGUUUGUAAACCUUGCUUCCAUUGUGAAAAACUAUUUCCAAAUCAACAAGAUCUCAUUGAUCAUUUAUAUACUAUUCUUUAUGCUAAGAAAGCGCAGGUUACACUGGAAAAUAUAGGCGAAAAAGAAAUAAAACAAGAAGAAAGAUCAAUAGAUAAAAGUGAUGUACAUUUACAAAAAAAUGAAAAUGCAAUUACAUAUUUAGAUAUAGACAGCCAAAGAAAAGUAAAUGAAUCCCAAAGCAUUUACAGUUGUCCUAUUUGCUCUUACUAUUUUAUUGAAGAAAUGUUUUAUAGAAGCCAUGUUAUUGUUAAACAUAAAGUAAUGAAGAACAUGCAAAUAGAUAAAUCAUCAUUUAAUCCUAUGUGCAAAUUUUGUAAUGUCAAAUAUGACGAUAUUUUAUCAUAUAAUGCCCAUUUGCGUAAAAGCCAUAAAAUAGAAAUGCUGAAAUCAUUCGACAGUGUUUUACAAUCUUACAAUGUUGGAGCAAGACAAUCUAAUAGUUAUAAUUUACUCAUACCUAAAGCUACUACAGUAGAUAUAAACUCUAAACACGGGCAGUUAUCUGCCUCCGUAAACAAUUCCGAGAAGCAAGAUUCGUUGAAGCCUAUUUACGAUAACAUUCGAGUUGCAGUUUCAAAAAUAUUACUUUUUAAAUGUUCCGAAUGCGAUAUACACUUUGUGACUUCUGACGCGGCAUUUAAACAUUUUAACCACUUAGAGUCCCAAAAAAAUUGGGAAUGUAAAAAUUGUAACAGACUUUUCCAAGAUAAAGAUGCCAAUGUCCAUGAGAAACAACAUAAAUACUCCAACUAUUUUAAAACUGUAAAAAUUUAUGCAGAAACUCAGCCUAGGAUUUUAUAUAAAUGUCUCAUGUGUUCUGUCCAUUUUAGCAGUAAAGGAAAAAUAUCUGAACAUUGCAGUAUUUGCGAAUUAGAACACUCUCGAUCAACAGAGUCAUGGUAUUGUAAAAUUUGUGAUAUUUUAAUUGAAUCCAGUACAAAUCCAAGUCACAAAGAAGAUCAUACUGUAAAUAAUUUCACUCCUGCUGAUUUUAAAAUAAUAGAUAUACAGUCACCGAUUUUAAAGAACAUAAGCAAGAAUCAUAGCAAAAAUUGUUGUGAUGAUCCAUACAAACUAGUAAAACCGAGCAUAGAUUCUAAAAAUCCAGGGCGUAAAAAUAUUAAAAAUAAACAUAAUAAUGUCAAAAUAUCAAAAAGCCUUUCCGCAAAAACAAAUCUAACUUACAACUAUUGUAAUGUAUGUAAAUGCAACAUUUGUAGAGUUUAUAAAACUGAUGUCCAUCUUAGAUUACUUUGUGUUAACAUUGUAAAAUGUAUAUGUAAGUACUGUGGGUUAAUGUUUUCCAAUAUAUCAAUAACUUCUCACAGAAGGUUGCAUCAUAACUAUAAGGCAUUAAAAUUGCAAGACUUUACUUUCUAUAACUUGCAAACGAAUAAGCUAAUGAAACCCCUCAUACCAGAAUUUCCAAAAUGUGAGUUAUGUGAAAAACAUUUUAUUUCAAAAGUUGAAAUGAAAGGGCAUCUUUGCGUUAUAAAUUCUAAUAUCAUAUGUUCCAUUUGCAAAUUAAAAUUUUCCGAAACCGCUUAUAAAUUACAUCUGCCAUUUCAUAGUUAUAAACUAAAAAGUAGAAUUAAACUAUCUAAUGAACUUAUUGAUAAAGACGAAUCGCGUCAUGAUCUUAAUAAAAUGAAUGGAAGUAUUUUAUCCUCGAAAGACAUAAUACCAGUUAUUUAUACAUGUAAAAAUUGUAAUGUAUCUAUGAGCAAGUAUGACGAGGUAAUAGAACAUUGCCAUUUGCAUACAAACCUCAAUAAAGUGGAAGUAAAUGCUGUUGAAUGCUCAACAUGCCAAAUAAAAUUCGUAGACUCUUCCUAUAAUAAGCAUGAAGAAUUACAUAAAAAUUUGAAAAUUUUAAACUUUAGACGGAUUUAUUUUGAUGUGGUUUAUUUCGGAUCCGAUAAUAAUAAAUGGUUAAAACAUAUUUUCAAAUCCUUAUGCAAAUAUAAAGUAAAUAAACUUAUUUGGGAUUCAAUUUACAAAUAUGAAACUAGAAUAAAAAUGGCAGUCAUACAAGAAGGUCCAUCUAAUUUCAUCAUAUACAAAUGUGAAAAAUGUCAGUGUAUUAUAGAUUGUAAUUCUACUUACAGCCAUAUAGCGACUUGCUGUCCAAGUUCUGAAAUAAGCGAUUGUACUUUUUGCGAUUUAUCUUUCUCUUGCAGUAUGACUAGAAAUAACCAUGAAAAAAUCCACGCAACAUCUGAUAUUACCAUGAAUUCUUAUAGAAUAGUUGUGUUUAAUAGGGAACAGGAUCGUAAUGUAAAUUAUAACAUAUCCAACUUUAAAAAAUGCUAUGUCGUAUAUCAAUGUAGGUAUUGCCAUGUACUUGUAGAAAGUUACAAUUACACCUACCAUAUAUGUUUCCGUAAUGAUAGUACAAAAUGUAACGUUUGUGGUUUAUUACUUUUUGCGGAAAAUAUAAAUGAACACAUUUUAAAGCAUAAACUGGUUCCGAGUUUUAAUGAGAAUAAAAUUAAAGUAGUUUUGCUCGGUAGCAAAAUGAAAGAAAACGCAAUUUUACAAAAAAAUAAUAUAUUGGAACCUAGCUUUAAUGGAAUCGUUUGUGAUUAUACAUUUUAUAAAUGCAUUGAUUGUGAGGUAUGUGUAAGAGAUGUGCGGAAUACUGUUCAACAUUCUUGUCUCAUUGAUGCUGCUAAAUCUCAAUGUAUAAAAUGUGACUUAAUUUUUGAUGAAGGGAAACUAAAAGGGCAUCUUAAAUUACAUGACACCGACCCCGAUUUCACAAGAGAAACAAUACUGGUGAAACCUUUUACAAAUCGCAAACCAAGUGAAAGUGUUUAUAAACAUAACGAGACAUUCGCCUUUGGAAUAGAGAUAAAUGGCAAGAGCAAAAAUGAAAAUACCAACCAUAUUAAAACAACAAGUGUACAAGCACGAGUGAACACCAUAACAGCAAAGUUAUAUAAAUGUUCGUGUGGUUUACAUUAUGUACAACAAUCAUCGCUUGAAGAACAUAUGAAAAAGUGCUCUGGCAAGAAUAAAAGUGUUCAGAACUGUUCCAAAUGUUGUCUCAGUUUCACGUCAGAUGUUUUAUUUAAACAUUUGCUGGAGCAUCAUGGCGAUAAAAAUGUUAUAUAUAAAUAUGAAAUAGUUGAUAAUCUAAAAGUCGGCCAUCUAAAAAUCUAAAAUUAGGAGAUGUGGCUCGUAAUAAUUAUCGCGUUAACUCUGUUGUACAGAAAUCUCUCAAAGAAACUAAAUCGAAACAUUUGUUCCUGUGAAGAAGGAUGAAAUAUUUGAACUGAUGAAAGACUUGUCAUUUUAGUUGUUUGUUUGUUGCGGUGUUGAUUAGUUUUGUUUAGAGAUUUACGACGUAAGCCACAACGUUAGCUUCCAAAUGAAUUAAACGUUUUUUCCUAAUCGCACCUCAGAUAUAUGUACAACAGAUUUAGCUUUACUAAAACACUACCUGUAAAGCCUUGUUCGCAUUUUUGGGCAGUAGUGAGUAUUUUAGCUAAUAAAUUACUCUCAGUAGAGAGUAAUUUAUUAGCUAAAAUACUAGUACUAAUAUAGUAGUUUAGUCUAGUAAGACUAAACUACUAACAUAGUGCGGUAGAAGGUGCACGGUAUGAUUUAUUUACACAAAAGUACAUUUGAAAUCCGGUGUUAUAGGUAAACCGUUCUAGUGGGGGUUUAUAUUAAUAGUUCUUUAAUUGAUCGAAGAGAUCUUUGACCGUGGCUUAGUUUUUACUGUUACUAUUAGAUUGCCAAGUCUUUAUGUGUAUGUGUUUAUUGGAUGGUAGUUUAACUUAACAUCGGAUUUUUUAAGCAAUGUUUACAUUUGGGUAUCAUACAUAAUUAGGUACAUAUAUACAUAACUUUGUAUUUGCCAAGAUUUUAAUAAGUAUAAACAUCUUAGGGUAAUUUUAUAAAACAAAUGCAUUAUUACUUACUUCAUAAAUGUUGUCAAGUCUAAGAAUAAUUAACCGUUAAUUAUCUUACAAAAAUAGUGUGGUAAUUUAGUGAUAAGGUCACUUUAAGUAAAUGGGUAUGUUUUCACUUGGAGGUACACCGAGUAAACUAAAAUAUUUAAGUCUUAAAAACGUACUGGAGUUUGUCGAGUUGAUUCGUGAUGUUAGGUUAAUGUUACAAUAUCUACAAGUACGAGGCGCUAGGGCAGAUAAAGGCCCGAUACAUGUGUAUAAUUAUUUUGAAUUAAGUCCAUGUAGUUUUAAAUGGACGCUAAACGCUCAUGUGAGAUUCUCGAAACUGACAGCCUAGUGUGAGAUUGUCUGUUUCUGUUUCUAGUAGUAGUCUGAUUGUCCCAAUAUUGUAACUAGAUGGCGCUCUUUCGAUUCCAUACAAAUCGUUGUUAGCUCUCACACUGGGCACUAAACUGAAGUUAAUACUUUAGCAUUAUAUCAGUGGCUGGACCUAACCGUGUAUCCCGUGCCGUCUAUAAUUUAGAGUAGAGCGUCCUCAAAGAUAAUUGAGUGGAGUGCAAUGUGAGCAUUAGACAAAUUCUCGUAUCGUAAUUCGUAUUUUUAGUUUUCUUUGUAUUAAAGUAAGCAGCUGCCCGAUUCUCCAUCUUUUCUAAGUGUUGCUAAGCGGUGGCCACCUGUUAACCUCAUACAAGAUAUUCGAUGAGUUGACUACUGUCGCUAUCAAAUUAUGCGUUUUGUAUGACGAGUUUGCAACUGGUUGGAAGAGUUAGUGAAUAUGGCGGGGCUAUUCUGUACCUCAAUUAACACCAAAUUCAGCUAGCAAUUGUGGAAACCUUUACCUACCUAAUUGUAUCUGCCUACCGAGUUGAAAUGUACUCAGUUGGAAACAUAGCUUGCGGUAUGCAAAAUAUGGAUCUAACAGAUUAUUUGGUUGCAUCUUUCUACAGUUGCUAGCUAAAUCUGGUGUCAACUGAGAUACAGAACCGGCCUGCAGGUCAUAGUGCAUCUAUGAAUUUAGAUAAUCGUCUCACAAUAGGGCAAUACAAUUAAUUUCUUGUCUCUACUAUGAGAGAUCCUUUAGGUUUAAAGAAAUGUAUUACUUUAUGGGUCUUACAAAUAAACGUGUCGAGUAUAUAACGUUGGAAAUUGGAAUUGUUAGGUAUGUGGUUUAAGAUCACACUUUACUGACAAAACCUUUGUUUAUAAUUCAUACACAAGUAGUAGGUAGGUAGGCACGAUCUAAAGUUUUAACAUUUUAUGUAAGUGUAGGUGAUGAUAAGUAGAGAUGCGCCGACUAGUCGGUAAUUCCCUAAAUCUUGUAGCUGGUAUAUCAGAUUAUGAAAUAAAAAAAUGUCUUUAAAUCCUCGAAACCGUGAUCGUUUGGCCGACUAGUCGGCCUCUUUACAACCGACUAAUCGGUAAGUCGGCUUGUCGGCACAUAAAAAGAUCUUGUUUAGCUUUUUGACCAUUUUUUGUUUUUUAUAUUGUUUAAUAUUUCUAAUACUAUCAGAUGUAUGAUGAUGAAUGUAGAUCGGCGCGUGCGUGGUUUUUGACCAGGAUAUGCAUGCAAUACGAUAUGAGUUUUACAUAAUCUUUAUUAUGAGAAAUGUUUUAAACAUGUAAGAAGUGCACGCCACUGCCGAUCGGUCAAGAAUAGGUAACUUGUUGUUUGAAUAAGAGAAGAUUAAGAACUAGUUACUGUAUUUUUUUAAAUAUCUUUAACAUUACAUUGGUACUUACAUUUUUAUACCUAGAUCGCAUUACAUUCUUACUUAAAAAGCCAUUUAAACUUAGACUUGAGCAGUAAACGGUUUUUAUUCGGUGUAGAAGAAUGAAGAAGAAAUGGUUAAUGGAUGUUUUAGACAGAACUUAAAACUGGCCAAACAGCAUAUUUCAUCUAUGGUUCGCAUUUAUUUAAGAAGUUCUUAUACGUACCUCACCUAGAGAUGCAGUAGUCGACCUGUGGCUGAAAACAUUAGUUACUUCUGCAAACCUUCUUAAUUUAAAUUUAACUAAACUUGACAUUCAGGUUGCCGCUCUUAUACUUUUUUAAGAAGAGCUGUAAUUUUGAUUUUUCGUAAUUAAUAUUGUAUGAUAUCUCAGAGUCGUAUUAUAUGAUAAAAGUUUCCAAAAAUAUAACCAUUUACAGCAGGAAAUCGUACGAAAAACUAAACUUGGGUGCGAACUGAAAAUGAAAUACAUUUAUUUAUCUAAGAUUAUUUAAAUAUUAUUGUAGGUUAGGAUUAUUUAGAAAAGUCUCAGAUAAACGGAUUUUUCCAAAAUAUUGUAUAAAUACUUACUUUAGCUAAAUAAGUAUUUUUUAUUUACAUGAAUAAAUAAUAAUAUCAUCAUAGCUAUGAUAGCUUCUUGAAAUUAUGCUGCUUCUUGCGAUUUUAUUAUUUGAUUUAUCAGUCACCUCAUUGGUCACAAGAAUGUUGGACCACUGAAUUUUGACUCGAGUUAUUUCUUUCGUGUUGGGCCUAGAAGAACUGUAUUUUGUUCGCUGCCAAGAAAUUCACAGUAGGUAGGUAGGUACCAGUUUGGAGUUAGGAAACUUGCGUAAUCCUUGCGUAAUGCCUUUUAAUUUAAUACGAUUGUAAUAAAAAAAACUGCAAUCGAAUUAUAGGUUUGUAGGUAAUGAAUGGCAGUUGCUAACAAAUGUAGUUACAAUUGUUUUAAUAUUAUCGAAGGUCUUAAUAUUGUUCUGUAUUUAUAAUGUUAAUGAAAAAACAGCUGAUGUGGUACCGCGUAUUUUUAAGACAUCUUUGUACAGAUUUUUUUUAAAUGUAAAUGUUUUAAGUUGAAGAAAAUAUGUUUUUUUUCUUUAUGAUUAGCUUUAUGUGAAACUAUUAAGGAUAAAUUAACUUUUGAUAAAAUUUAGUCCUUUUUAGUGCAUUUGAAUUUUUUUCAUUUGUCUAGGGUAAAAUUUUUGCUUUGGUCUUUUUGAAGUUGUCUUUUUAUAUGAACCAUUUAAAUUAAUACUUAGAGAAGAAUGGGUACUUUUAUAAUAUGCUCAUCGAUUGGCUUCCACAGGCCGCAACAUAACCUAACUGAUUUUGGAUUGUUUGAAAAAUGCACUAACGGAACAGUAGGUACCUACCUACCUAUCGUAGUACAAUUUGUUGCAGGCCAGUCGAUACCUUUAUACUUGGGUAACAUAUUAUUUUGUGAAAUUGGGAUAAAGUUACUUAGUUGUUUAAGUAACUACCUAAGUAAAUUGAGCUCUUUAUUCAUUUAAGAUUUGGAAAAAUAGAUUGUUACACAAAAGAACCGCGUUUUAGUACCUAUGUGU
Molecule: messenger RNA, 8507 nt
Organism: Pararge aegeria (speckled wood butterfly)
Lineage: Eukaryota; Metazoa; Arthropoda; Insecta; Lepidoptera; Nymphalidae
Product: zinc finger protein 845-like
Exons: 4
Coding region: 567-4460 (1297 amino acids)
Biological process (GO): regulation of transcription by RNA polymerase II
Cellular component (GO): nucleus
Molecular function (GO): RNA polymerase II transcription regulatory region sequence-specific DNA binding; DNA-binding transcription factor activity, RNA polymerase II-specific
Source: RefSeq, a predicted model, not a curated record